AUGGACCGGAUCGCAGAGCACAAAGCCGCAAUGGCGGCAGCUACCAUCGAAGCCAACUUGGUCGGUCGUACCAGCCUCGUUCACAUUCCAGACGGUCGUGCGUUCUGCGGUACCUUGCUCUGCAUCGACUCGGGAUGCAACAUCAUUCUCGCUAACACCGACGAAACCAGAACUACAGCGCAAGGUCGAACGUCGACAAGGAAUGUGGGGAUGGUCAUGAUACCAGGCAACUACGUCGUCAAGGUCGAGGUUCAACGGGUUACUACCCAGUCGGCCGCAGACUCGAAACACGAUCAAGGGGACAACAGGAUGCCCUCUUCGUCAAUGAUGGCUCAAGCGGGAUGGCCUGAUGACGAUGGUAUGUACUCGUGA
This is a messenger RNA of Ustilago hordei, 372 nucleotides long. RefSeq lists its product as uncharacterized. The record is from RefSeq and is a predicted model, not a curated record. The transcript has a single exon. Gene Ontology annotation, cellular component: NatC complex. Lineage: Eukaryota; Fungi; Basidiomycota; Ustilaginomycetes; Ustilaginales; Ustilaginaceae. Bases 1 to 372 code for a protein of 123 amino acids.